Messenger RNA from Tripterygium wilfordii, 743 nucleotides. Its product is annotated as FCS-Like Zinc finger 15-like. The record is from RefSeq and is a predicted model, not a curated record. The transcript is spliced from 2 exons. The coding region runs from base 165 to 620 and encodes 151 amino acids. NCBI's taxonomy places the organism in Eukaryota, Viridiplantae, Streptophyta, Magnoliopsida, Celastrales, Celastraceae.
AUCGUCCUUUAUUACUGCUCUCCAUAGCUGUUUGGGUUGGGAGGGUCCCACUAAUCCCUCCUCUUCUUCACUUUCUCUCUUUCUAUUUAUGUUCCCCUUCAUUUUCCUUCAAGAGAAAACUCUCUCCCUGUCAUCACCGGCCACCGCCGCCCACUGAGAGAGAAAUGAGAGAUGAUGACAUGGUGGGUUUAAGCAUAAUUUUGGAGACCCAAAAGGGUUUUAUUAACCACAACAACAAGAAAACUCCACAAGUCAUCAACAAAGCCACCAUGAUCAACAAAAACAAACAGUCUUCUUCUUCUUCAACUUCAACUUCAAAGAGAGUCUCUCAGUCCUCACCCUUCCCUGUACCUACGUUUCUUGAGCAUUGUUUUCUUUGCAGACAGAAGCUCUUGCAGGGAAAAGACAUCUACAUGUACAAAGGUGACAGGGCUUUUUGUAGCGUGGAGUGCCGGUGCAGGCAGAUAUUUAUCGACGAGGAAGAGAGUCCAAGUAAAGACAACUGUUCAUUGGCGGCCAUGAAACCGUCUUCUGCAUCUGCAGCUUCUUCGUCUUCACCUUCUGGUUCUCGUAGCCGCAACAAAGGGCCCAGAAACCGAACUGGUGGUUUUGCAUACUGAGAGAGAGAAGCGCAGGCAUUUUGUUGGGCCUCUUUUUGAAUUUUAUUCCAGUUUUACCCCUGUUUCUUUUUGUAAGGACUUCCAAUGUCCGUUGGAAUGAAGCCAUAGAGGCAUAUUCUAUCC